Molecule: messenger RNA, 465 nt
Organism: Ochotona princeps (American pika)
Lineage: Eukaryota; Metazoa; Chordata; Mammalia; Lagomorpha; Ochotonidae
Product: small ribosomal subunit protein uS13-like
Exons: 2
Coding region: 13-429 (138 amino acids)
Biological process (GO): translation
Cellular component (GO): small ribosomal subunit; ribosome; cytosol
Molecular function (GO): structural constituent of ribosome; RNA binding
Source: RefSeq, a predicted model, not a curated record
UUUAGCACCGCCAUGUCUCUAGUGAUCCCUGAGAAGUUUCAGCAUAUUUUGCGAGUCCUCAACACGAAUAUCGGUGUGGGGCGGAGGUACGCCGAUGUGGUGCUGAGAAAAGCAGACACUGACCUCACCAAGAGGGCAGGAGAACUCGCUGAGGAUGAGGUGGAGCGGGUGAUCACCAUCAUGCAGAAUCCCAGACAGUACAAGAUCCCGGACUGGUUCUUGAACAGACAGAAGCAUGUGAAGGACGGCAAAUGCAGUCAGGUUCCGGCCAACCGUCUGGAUAACAAGCUCCGCGAGGACCUGGAGCGGCUGAAGAAGAUCCGGGCACAUAGAGAGCUGCGCCACUUCUGGGGCCUCCGUGUUAGAGGCCAGCACACCAAGACCACUGACCGCCGGGGCCACACUGUGGGUGUGUCCAAGAAGAAAUGAGUCAGCAGGCCUUUUCUGUUAAUAAAUAGUUUAUAU